Messenger RNA from Asparagus officinalis (garden asparagus), 1041 nucleotides. Its product is annotated as probable gamma-secretase subunit PEN-2. Gene Ontology annotation, cellular component: gamma-secretase complex. NCBI's taxonomy places the organism in Eukaryota, Viridiplantae, Streptophyta, Magnoliopsida, Asparagales, Asparagaceae. The record is from RefSeq and is a predicted model, not a curated record.
AUGAGGGACCAAACCACAGCACCCCUUGGAUUUGAGGGACUUAAGCGACGAAUCGAUCGGCGAGGAGACGAGCAGGAGGACGAGGAACGCCAAAACCUCGCCGGAUCAGCCCAAUCUGCUGCCGCACCGGACACGUGGCCAACGGUGGACGGCCCUUUAGGUCUCUAAGGCGAGAGAGGCGAGGAGUCGGUACCCUGCGCUCGCCGAUUCUUUCGAUGGUGCUUCGCGCUUCUCCCCUUUCUGUGGGCCGUCAACUGUUACUAUUUCUGGCCCGUUCUUCGAUGCAAAGAGCCCACGAUAGCUUCCUACUUCCAUCGGAUUCGGCAUUAUGUGGUGCGUUCUGCGCUAGGCUUUGCGAUUUUCUCGGUACUACUUACUUCAUGGGCACUGACAUUUAUGAUUGGAGGGGAGAGGCUUUUUGGCCCGACUUGGAAUUAUCUUGUUAUGUAUAAUGUUGCGGACAAAGUACGUCUCACAGGAUGGAUGUAGAGGGCUAGUAAUCUGACCUGUCCGAAACCAGUCAGGGUUACCCUUGUCCAUAUGCUCUAUUUAUCUUUGAGAUGAUAAGCUCCCCAGCCAAGAUUUGUUCUUAUGAGAAGACUUGUUUGUUCAAGAAAUGCAAGUGAGAUGUCUUUGUUGUCAUUCCGUAUGACAAAAUGCCUGAUUUCUUUGUAAAACUUGCGCCUUCGUUGGUUUGGACCUUGUUUUCUGAGUUCAUAGUACAAGAAGACAAAGUCAAGAUGUUAGGUGCACAAAUGAUGCACUUAUUGAUGUCUUGGGAACCAACCAUUCCUUCCGAAAGAAGCUGAUCAUUUAUCGUUAAAGAGAAUGAGCUUCAAGAGAACGAUUUCAGUAAUAUUGUAAUCUUUUUCCUGAAUUUUUCGACAGAACCUUCUCGGUUUCAUCCUUGGCCGCCUCUCUAUUUGACGCGGUCGUUCUUAUGUAGACAUAUUUUGGCAUAUUUCAUAUGCUGUUACUUUCUGUGUCUCUUUAUCAGGAGAUGAGCAAAGGUAUGUUGACAAAUAUUGUUCAUGUGUUUAA